Messenger RNA from Chrysemys picta bellii (western painted turtle), 6253 nucleotides. It is a transcript of the gene PDE2A, whose product is annotated as phosphodiesterase 2A. NCBI's taxonomy places the organism in Eukaryota, Metazoa, Chordata, Testudines, Emydidae. Gene Ontology annotation, biological process: positive regulation of gene expression; negative regulation of receptor guanylyl cyclase signaling pathway; regulation of mitochondrion organization. Gene Ontology annotation, molecular function: 3',5'-cGMP-stimulated cyclic-nucleotide phosphodiesterase activity; protein homodimerization activity; 3',5'-cyclic-AMP phosphodiesterase activity. Gene Ontology annotation, cellular component: nucleus; mitochondrial inner membrane; cytosol. The record is from RefSeq and is a predicted model, not a curated record.
GAAGGACUGCAGGCUCAGUGACCUGCCUGCCUCGUAACUCCGUUGGUGUAGGUGCGAGCGGGGUGCCCUGGAUGGCACGGUUCAGGCUGGGAAAGGUCAGUGCCAGCACAGAAGGAUCAUUCCAGCAAGCAAUGGGACGUUUCCUCUGGGUUUAAGUGGCCUCCACGUGCUUCUGGGAGAAGCCCUGGCACUGCGAGGCUCCUGAAGCCUGUGACUUUUGGGGGAGGCACAGGGAUUUGCUGGCAGUAUUGGGCAAGGCGGCUGGGGUAGAUGGAGCAUCCCAAGUUAGGCCAGACAAUAACACGGUGGCACGGCUGUGGUCACCACUGCGGGGAGGGUAACAGGAGUACAAUCGACACAGCGAGGCCAGGCUAAGCAGCUGCUCUCGCCGCAGCUGGAAAGGGAGAUAUGACUGGGGGGGGGCGGAGACGUGGCUGAAAACAGUGAGCUUCCGAGUUCCCUCGCAUGUGGUUUGCUUGCUAGACAGCACGGGGUGUCCCUCUGGUGGGUCCCUCCCCCGCCCCUUCACCGGGUGGACCCCAUGCGCUCCAGGCUCCGAACAGCUCGCCGGUGACAGCACAGCCGCCUGGAACAGCCUCUGCCUCUGAGGUCGCCCGCGGCUGCGGAGAAGUGGGAUUCCUGCAGGGGACUGGAGGAAGCGGGUAGGACGGCCCCGGCUCCUGCAGCCAGAGCACAUCCACUCACAGCCUCGGCGAGCUGCCCUGUCCGGAGAUCCCUGCAACCAUCUCGGGGGCUGGUGAUGGGCUUGGAAGAUGGAGACCAUCCAGGACAGUGAUGCCUUACUGAGUCUGGGCUCCGUGAUCGACGUCGCCUGCCUCCGGGAAGUCAUCAAAGAUGCCAUUACGUCCGUGCUCCCCAAAGUGGAGCAUGUGUACAUCUACCUGCUGGAUGGAGAAGCCAGGCUGACCUGCGACGACCCUCCCCACGAGCUGCCUCCCGAGGGAAAGAUCAGGGAUGCCGUCCUCAAGCAGAAGCAGGUGGGAUGCAAUGGGCUGCCCCAGUCAGAGCUCCAGGGCAAACCGAUGGACAGCCUGGCAGCACCUUUGCCUCCUGAUAAACAAGUGUUGAUAAACCCGCUGGUGGACAAGGACUCGGCGGAGGUGGUUGCGGUCAUCCUGGUGCACUGCGGGCGGCUGAGCGAGUCGGACGAGCAGAACCUGCGGGUGCUAGAGAAGCAUAUCCUGGUGGCGUACCAGCGUGUCCAAACCCUCCAGAAGCUGCAGCCCUGGCCCCAGGUCAGCCUGUCCACCAGCUCGUCCCAGAAUUCCCUGGCCAAGACCGAGAGGGCAACGCACGGCGGCUACAGCGACCUGGACCGCAAGAUACUGCAGCUGUGCGGGGAGCUGUACGACCUCGACGCGGCCUCGCUCCAGCUCAAGGUCAUUAACUAUCUGAAGCAGGAGACCCAGUCCCCUUGCUGCUGCCUCCUGCUGGUCUCGGAAGAUAACCACCAGCUCUUCUGCCAGGUCGUGGGAGAUAAAGUGCUGGAAGAGGAGAUCAGCUUCCCUCUGACGUUUGGGCGUCUGGGGAAGGUGGUGGAGGAGAAGAAAUCCAUCACCCUACAGGACAUCAGUGUGGAGGAACACAAGCAGCUUCACAACAUGCUGGGAUUCGAGGUGACCUCCAUGCUGUGCGUGCCGGUCAUUAGCCGGGCCACCUCCCAGGUGGUGGCCUUAGCCUGCGCUUUCAACAAGCAGGGCGGAGAGAGCUACACGGAGGCCGACGAGCACAGAAUCCAACACUGCUUCUGCUACACCUCCACCGUCCUGACCAGCACGCUGGCCUUCCAGAAGGAGCAGAAACUGAAGUGUGAGUGCCAGGCGCUCCUGCAAGUGGCUAAGAACCUGUUUACGCACUUGGACGAUGUGUCGGUGCUGCUCCAGGAGAUCAUCACGGAAGCCCGGAAUCUCAGCAACGCCGAAAUAUGCUCCGUUUUCCUGCUGGACACGUUCAGCCAUGAGCUGGUGGCCAAGGUGUUUGACGGGGGCGUGGUGGAUGACGAGAGCUAUGAAAUCCGCAUCCCGGCGGAUCAGGGCAUCGCGGGUCACGUGGCAACGACGGGGAAGAUCCUCAACAUCAAAGACGCCUAUUCCCACCCGCUCUUCUACCGGGGGGUGGACGACAGCACCGGCUUCCGGACCCGAAACAUCCUGUGCUUCCCCAUCAAGAACGAGAGCCAUGAGGUCAUCGGAGUGGCAGAGCUGGUCAACAAGAUCAACGGGCCUUGGUUCAGCAAGUUCGACGAGGACCUGGCCACGGCUUUCUCCAUCUACUGCGGGAUCAGCAUCGCCCACUCGCUGCUCUACAAGAAGGUCCACGAAGCCCAAUACCGAAGCCACGUGGCCAAUGAAAUGAUGAUGUACCACAUGAAGGUCUCGGACGAGGAAUACAAAAAGCUCCUCAGCGACGGGAUCUGCCCCGUGGAAAGCAUCGACUAUCGCUUCGCCGAUUUCACCUACACGCCGCGCUCGCUGCCCGAGGACGACACGCCCAUGGCCAUCCUGAGCAUGCUGCAGGACAUGAACUUCAUUAACAACUACAAAAUGGAUCGCCAGACGCUAGCCAGGUUCUGCCUGAUGGUGAGGAAGGGCUACCGGGACCCGCCCUAUCACAACUGGAUGCACGCCUUCUCCGUCUCCCACUUCUGCUACCUGCUCUACAAGAACCUGGAGCUGGUCAAAUACCUGGAAGACAUUGAGAUCUUCGCCUUGUUCGUCUCCUGCAUGUGUCACGACCUGGACCACAGAGGCACCAAUAACUCUUUCCAGGUGGCUUCGAAAUCCGUCCUGGCGGCGCUCUACAGCUCUGAGGGCUCCGUCAUGGAGAGACACCACUUCGCACAGGCCAUCGCCAUCCUGAACACCCACGGCUGCAACAUCUUCGACCACUUCUCCCGCAAGGAUUACCAAAGGAUGCUGGAUCUGAUGAGGGACAUUAUUCUGGCCACGGAUCUCGCUCACCAUUUGCGGAUCUUCAAGGACCUGCAGAAGAUGGCGGAAGUGGGCUACGACCCGGAGAACAGGCAACACCACAGCCUGCUGCUCUGCCUGCUCAUGACCUCCUGCGACCUCUCGGACCAGACCAAGGGCUGGAAAACCACCCGGAAGAUCGCUGAGCUGAUCUACAAGGAGUUCUUCUCCCAGGGAGAUCUGGAGAAAGCCAUGGGCAACCGCCCCAUGGAGAUGAUGGACCGGGAGAAGGCCUACAUCCCCGAGCUGCAGAUCAGCUUCAUGGAGCACAUCGCCAUGCCCAUCUACAAGCUGCUCCAGGACCUGUUCCCGAGAGCCGCCGAGCUGUACGAGAGGGUGGCCAGCAACCGGGAGCAGUGGACCAAAGUGUCUCACAAAUUCACCAUCAGGGGCCUCCCCAGCAACAACUCGCUGGACUUCCUGGACGAGGAGUACGACCUGCAGGGGAUGGACAGGGAGAGCGCCAAGAUGAACGGCUGCCUGGACACGGAGGGGCACAUGGAGACGGUGGCGCAAUGAGGUUCUCCUCACUGCGGCGGGGGGGCGGGGAGGGGAGUGACGGAGCGACAAACCCAGCGACUCUUUGUCCCUUUUCUCCUGGAGCCAAAGGAAAGAGGGAGCCGGUUUGGAGAAAUCCUUAUUUGUCCAGUGCGUUCUCUACAGCCCCGGUCCCCCCCCAGGCUGUGUCUAGCUCCGCAGGUGGGGCAGUGGCUCUGAUUCACACCUGUUCGGGACACUCACCCACCUGCUUUUGUGGAUGCCGGGGUGGGGGGCGUUAUUCCUUGGACUCCUUUUGCUGUACACUGAAAUGAACCCUGCUUCCCCGCUCCCCUUCUGUACGGGUACCGGCGCUGUUCGGUGGCUGCAGGGCUCGGUGUCUAGGCUAGGAACGGAACGGGGGUUCGCCAGGGCCGGGGAGAGCACAGCUGCCCUUGCGUCCCAGACCAGGAUCUCGUGCCUCACGCCCUCCUGAGAGCCGAACUUCACCGCCUAUCGACAUGGAGGACUUUCGCCGCUGGCUGCUUCGGGGUGGGGGGAGAGGUCUGCAAACCCUGGCUAUUGAACGGGGGAGUUCCCUGGCCCGUGAGGCUGGGAUAGGGAAGAGCUGUGCCGGCGGGCGGGGACGGAGAGGAGAGGGGGCCAGUUGCAGAGGAGAGCGGAAAUGUUCCCGAGGUGGCAGAGACGAAUGGCCGGGGGAAACCACCUGUGGCUCGUCCUCGUGAACGUACCCGCGGGCGCAGAGCAGUAGGGCCGGUGGAAGCGGGUCUUUGCUCCGGGGAUGUCUGGCUGAGAGCACAAUGCGUUUUUCUGACCUCCAGGCAGUCGGGCGUGACGGGUCCCGUACUCCCAAGCACAGGUUCACGGCGGCUCUCCUCCCAACGACAGCCUCCCUGCUCUCGGAUCCAGGGCCAGCCGCCUGCUGUCACGCCCAGGAGGCCUGCCCCUGAGUGCUGCGGGAGGGCAGGGGAAGGGUGGUUAGAUCCAGAGAGGAGCCCAAAGCCAUCCCACGGGGAGACCUGUCCUGAGAGGACACUGCAGGGGAGGAGAGAGACUGGAGUCGGCAGGCCCUGAUCCAUGCAUGUGCUGAGCAGAAACACCAGUGCAUGAGCACUGCCAGCUUGUGAACUCAGACGGGGCCAGAGCCACACCCGGUGUAAGCAGACGCACGUCCAUUGACGUCAGCCCAGAGCGUUUUCCCCCUCGCCCACAUCUCGGCCCAUCGCUGCCUUUGUAAUUGAAACCUGCCCUUUUGAGAUGAGCCCUUCGGAUGCUUUAGCAGAGACGGUCCCGGUACCCAAGUGGGCCCUGCAAAUACCCAGCCGAGCCAGCAGCCGCCCACGCAGACGCACCCCGGCUGCCCUCGACAGGGUGCGGCCGGUUCCAGAAGGGAUCUGCCCAGCGGUGUCUCCCUGAGCAGUUGUGUUCCCUGAGCAAUGGUGCAGAGCCAGAGAGCGAUGAGCCAGCUAGCACACUGCACCCUUCACCAGAUGCACGGGCCACCUGCACCUUGUCUAGCCGGGCCAGCGCGGAGAUUAUUUAGAGCCUAGAUUGGACAUAGAACCCAGAGGGCCUGUGUCACACGUGCCAUCUGAAAUGUGCUGGGGGCAGCGUUUUCUACGGACGCUGGUGGGGUUUUAAGCCUCCUUCAGGCCUUUUAUUAACACGCUCGCCAGUCUCUUUUCUGCUGCACCCGCUGGGCUAGUGGUUUAGGUCUAAGUGACUUGGGGGAUGGUGGGAAUGCAGCAGAGAGAGAAACGCGUCAGCCAGCGAGCGUACAGCUCCCAGGUAUCGCAAUCACAGACCCUAACCUGGCACUUUCCCCGUUAUAUGCCUUGAAUUCAGAUUGCAUCCUCGAGCUCCAUAAGGUCUAGGGCCCAUGAGCGGCAGAGCUGCAGCAAAGCAUUCAGCUCAUCGUCAGGAAAGCAGGAAAUACAGACAUUCUCCCCUAGGCCAGUACUGCGGUGGUGUGGCCAGCGCGUCCCAGCUGCCUGUGGACUCUGAGGGACAAAUCGUCAUCUGGCAGACGGCCUCACUGCUGAGCAAAUGAUUGUCACCGGGGGGAGGCUGUCCCAGCCUUCAGGGAAACAGAUGGGACAGAGCCCUGUCUCCUGCACGGCCUGGUUCCACUGGUCCCACGUUCUCACUCAAGAGGACAUUUGGUGCUGAAGCACUUGCAGGUUUCGUUUGCUACUGAUCAGAGGACAGGCCUGCUUGUGGAGUCCGUGUGGACCUUUAAAUCCUUUCCCACGUCAUCUUCCCCUGCCAAUCGCAGCAGUCACUAGUGUAGAGAGCCCCAGGGGCUGUUCCUCCUUCUUAGGAAAAGACGUAAUGGCCUGGGCUGGAGUCCUGGCCCCACUGAAAUCGGUGGGAUUGUGCCCUUGACUUCAGUAGGGCCAGGAUUUCGCCCUGGCUGUUCCCCCCGGGAUACGCUCUGCGGAGAGGCCAGUCUGCUGCUUUCUCACUUGUCUUCUGCACGCUCAGCUUGAGUCUUUCUCACAAGGGGCGUCUGCAUGGGAACAGGGUCUUGGAUCUCUGAGGCCAGGUGCCCCUUGGUCUCCCAGCUGAAGGCAUAAACAGCUCCGUGCGGUGAUGACAUAAUUGCCACCACUAGCGGUGCUCGAGGGCCAUCAGCAGAGGGUGAGGAACUCAGGGUACGUCUAUACUUACCUCCGGGUUCGGCGGUAAGCAAUCAAUCUUCUGGCAUCGAUGUAUCGCGUGUUGUCUAGACGCGAUAAAUCGAUCCUGGAAGUGCUCGCCAUCGA